AUGUAUGUCGUUGGUAAACUACAAUUAUUUAAUGUUUUAAAAGAAAAUAUACUUGGUAACAUUGACGAUUCUUUAAUAGCAAAUUAUCUUGAGCAAGAAAAAGUUGAAGGGCCAUUGUACGAUUCGUUUUGUAUAGCACUAGCAUAUAUGACAUUACGGAAAUAUUCUGAUUUAAAUAAAGCAUUAGAAGAAAUAACACAGUGGCCUUUCUGUUCACCAAAUGAUGUAUUUCGAAAUUGGCUCUGCAAAUAUUUAUGCGAAUACUUUAUUAUAUGUUAUACAUUUGAAUUUGAUAUGCUGGAAUAUAAGAAAGUUCUUACACAGGGUAUUGAAAACUUAAAGUAUCCCAAUCUUUUAAAUAAUAUUAUUUUGCAUGAGCAUGGAAAUCGUGUUGAUGAAUAUAAUGAUUAUGAAAGUCUGCUAAAUCGUAACGACAUUGAAGGAAUUGAAGCAGUUAUUGUAGUUUCAUGUUUUUAUGUCGAUAGAAAGUGGAUAUAUAUUGAAAAUUUAACAAAAAACUUCCUAUUGACAACCAAAGAUGAAUAUCUCACAAAUAAACUACGAACAUUCUUAUUUUUGUCAUAUGCAGAACAGAAGAAAUGGAAACUAGCAAUCAAAGUUAGUACUGAAAUACCUUUACAGUCUUUAGAUCCCUAUUAUAAAUCUGUACUGGCUAAGUGCUAUAUAGAAAAAAGAAAAAAUGCCGACCAUGUCAUGCAAUAUCUAGUUGGGUCAAAGUACUAUCAACAACUUCAAGCUUUGAUUCUAAUAAAACGAGAUAGGUAUGAAGAACUUAUCAAAUUGCUUGAUAAAGAUACUGAGGACCCCAUAGAGUGCUUAUACAUUGCAAUAGCAUAUAGGGAAAUGUUUAAAUGGGAUUUGAGUCGUACAUACUUUAUCAAAGCCAUUGUGCUUGAUAGUAGUUGUGCUGAUACUUUCUACCAUUUUGCUCUUUAUUAUGAAGACUGUCUUUUCUAUCAUCACAAAUUUGCCAAACAUUGCCUUGAGAGAGCCUAUGCUUUAAAUACUGCUGACAUGCAGGUCAUACAUGCUUUAUAUACCUUUUAUAUUAAAUACAAUUAUCGUAAAAAAAUAAUGGACCUGUUAAUAGGUGCCUCUCAGUAUCUAGUACGUGAGCCAUGGAUAUACUAUUCUAUUGGACUUCAAUUACACUUGCAUCAUCAGAGUGAGCGUUCCAUUGAAUAUUUACUAAAGGCACUGAAGUAUGGUUAUAAACGUCGGCAUGUUCUUAAAGCUUUAGCUGAAGCUUACUACAAUAUAAGGGAUUUCGAAAAAGCUCUUAAAUAUUAUAUUGAAUUGAUUGAUUUGGAUCCUAAAUAUGAAUUUAGUUAUCUAACUUAUAUUGGUUUAAUCCGUGCUGAAUUGAAACAGUUCGAGGAGGCAAUUAUAACAUUUGAGAAAGUUUUGGAAAUUAGCCCCGACUAUUUUAACGCAAUAAUCGGAUUAGCAAAAACUUGGUUGAAAUUGGCACGAAUUCAAGCAAACAGUAAACUUUACCAUAUGGCUAGGUAUUCAGCAGAAAAGUCAAUUCACUAUUCGUCUACAGCCAUAAGUAAUGGAAAUUCUUACUUAGAACCUUUUGAAGAGAUACUAAAUGAGGCCCUUAUAUUUGUUGCAGAAUUAGUAGAUAAAUACUAUUUUGUUCAUUAUCACACUUAUGUGGGUCCUGGUCAUUGGGUAUUUUAUAUGUAA
Molecule: messenger RNA, 1713 nt
Organism: Melitaea cinxia (Glanville fritillary)
Lineage: Eukaryota; Metazoa; Arthropoda; Insecta; Lepidoptera; Nymphalidae
Exons: 1
Coding region: 1-1713 (570 amino acids)
Cellular component (GO): Ski complex
Molecular function (GO): protein binding
Source: RefSeq, a predicted model, not a curated record